CAGGGGGCGAGUACCCUGACGUCUUCUCCCAACACCAACCUCACAGCAGCAGCAGCAGCAGCACCACCUCACAGCACCACAAGGGGCGAGUACCCUAACGUCCCCUCAGCACCACCCUUACAGCACCACAGGGGGCCAGUACCCUGACGUCCCCUCAGCACCACCCUCACAGCACCACCCUCGCAGCAGCCCGUCUCCCGCACAGCGUCGUGGUGCCACAUCGAGGAGCAGCAGUAGUGAAGAGCUCCCGAUCUUCGUGGAGCAGCAUGUCCCCGGUCCUCCGGUCGUCUGCGCUCCGGUCCCCGGUCACACCGGACUCUAUCUGACAUCGCUGCUGUUUUUUUUUUCUGCGUUGAGGAUCUGAUUUCGUCCCUUUCUGCUGAUCAUCGACCUGCUCGUUGGAAUGAUGUGGAACUCGCACGACUCUGUUGGAUUUGCGGUCUUAGCCGGGCUCUGUUUCCAGAUGGGAUUCUCGUUCGAAGGACAGUUCACAGAUCUUCCUUCCAACACCACAGCCUUAGAAGGACAGAACAUCGAGAUGGCAUGUGCUUUUCAGAGUGGGACGGCGUCUGUGUAUCUGGAGAUCGAGUGGUGGUUCUUCAGAGAGCCUGUUCCCUCAGACAGCAGUGAGGACGUUCAUGUAGAAGAGCUGGAAACCCCAGUAGAGGUGGACCCUGACAUGGAUGGGAAUAAAAUAAGUACGGUAAAAGUCCAGGGCAACGACAUCUCGCACAAGCUCCAGAUCUCCAGGGUCAGCAAGAACGACGAGGGGCUCUACGAGUGCCGGGUCACUCUGGCGAACUACGGGGAGCUCCUGGAGCACAAAGCCCAGGCGUGGCUGAAGGUCAACAGCACCCUGCGGCCCCAGCGGCCCACGCUGCCCGUCAAGAAGUCCUCCCCCCUGCAUCUCACCGACAAGAAGCCGCGCAAGCCCAGCUCUCCUCUGGGGCCAGACACCAUGAGCGGCGACCAGAUGGCCGGCUCAACAUCCAGCUCCCGGGAGCCUUCCAAGUCGGCCAAACACAUCCCCAGCUCAGGUACCAGAACCUCCUCAGGCAGUGGACCCACUCUUCUUCUUCUUCUUCUUCUGGGGUGUGGUUUGGCGAGGGAAGCCUUAUUACCGUUUCGAGGGCUACCAUAAUUUGCAUCCCAAUGCACUCUCCUGAUUGAAGUGAAAGAAAAGCCUCUUACUUCCGCCAAGUUGGUCCCUCCUCUCCUAGCCACUAGCCACUAGCCUCCUACCCCACAUUGUUCUGAGCUACUGUCAACAUCAGUCACCUUUACAGAGGUUGGAUUUCCUCAUCCAACGGAUUUCUACUGCACAUCUGUACUUCAAUCUUUCAAGUGAAAUAUGGACACUGUCUCUCAUUGACCACCUCUUAUUAAAGACUAACAUUGUCAUUGUUUAUUCACUUUGUUUAUUUGUUUGAGAUCAUUUGUCCAGUAUUCAGAUAUUACAAAGAAAAAAAAGAGUCUAUAUUUGUGUAGUAUGUAAUUACAUUAUAGAUAUAUAAAUAUAUAAAUACGUAUUUCAUAAAAAAAACUAAAACUGGCAAUACAAUUUGUCAGUUAACCAUAGCUUACACUCGCUAAACCAAGUCAUUACAUAUCAAACAGUAGGUCUACAGUUUUAUCCAAGAAUUGUGAGUUUAAGAAAAGAAAGUAUUGCUGAGAUUCCUAAUUUAGUUUAAUUUAGAGUAAUUUAUCUUUAUUCAUAAUUUCAACACAAAAAUACACAACCUCUCCUUUAUUAAAUGAUCUCUAUACAUGACUUAGUCUUUUGUAAAAAGAAUGUACCAUGCUAUUUUAUGUGCUACAUCACAAGUAUACCUCUGAUGUUUACCUUCUUGUAACUGUCUAUUCUAUUUGUAAUACAUUACGUUUGAUGUGGAAAAAAAUGCCUAUGUUGUUUUAAUUUGCAUUUUAUCCCAAAUUGAUUCAAUAAAACCCAAUCUAAUGUUUAUGGGACCAUCAGAUGAAAUGCUAAUAAUUCUACCAGUGAACCAUGCUGUCUUCACCUGACCCACGGUAACAACACACAUAGCUUUGGCUGCUGUGCCUCUCGUCUUGUGUUUGUUCUGAUGACGAAGGGGAAUACACUAAGAUGAGGAGAGGUGACCCCGGAUAUUAGCUUAUUGCUAAUGACUUGUUUACUUUAUCUUAAUGCCAAAACUUGCAAACAUAAAUGCGCGCAUUAAAACACACAUACCUAUAUAACACAUUGAUCACAAGUGGAUUUUCACAACUCUUGCAUAUGUACAUCAUCGUUCUGUCAUCUACAUUUUCUCAAAACCUGUUUUAAAAGCAUGUUUACAGUCAAUGGCAAAGUCAUUGUUGUUCCAAAUAGUUUAUUGUGUGUGUGGAUCAAAUAUAUAAUCAAUUCUCUUUAUUUGAGAAUGCUAUUUGUUGUCUUGAAUCUUCUCACCAGUUUUCUUUUCAAGAAACCAAUGUUAUGUAGAAGCUGAUCUAAAUUUCCCUGUGAAUAAAGGAAAAGGAAUCUAAAUCACUGGGAUAAGGGGUGUGUACAAGGGCUAGGUGAUGGUAAGGGGUGUGUACAGGGGCUAGGUGAUGGUAAGGGGUGUGUACAGGGGCUAGGUGAUGAUAAGGGGUGUGUACAAGGGCUAGGUGAUGCUAAGGGGUGUGUACAGGGGCUAGGUGAUGGUAAGGGGUGUGUACAGGGGCUAGGUGAUGGUAAGGGGUGUGUACAGGGGCUAGGUGAUGGUAAGAGGUGUGUACAGGGGUUAGGUGAUGGUAGGGACCGGGGUAAGGGUUGUGUACAGGGGCUAGGUGAUGGUAAGGGGUGUGUACAGGGGUUAAAUGAUGGUAAGUUUGAGCAGAAAUUUAUAAAAUCAAUGUUAUUUUGCUGAAUAAAGAUAAUUAAAAAA
This is a messenger RNA of Gadus morhua (Atlantic cod), 2885 nucleotides long. RefSeq names its product V-set and transmembrane domain containing 2A (gene vstm2a). The record is from RefSeq and is a predicted model, not a curated record. Gene Ontology annotation, cellular component: membrane. Bases 404 to 1141 code for a protein of 245 amino acids. NCBI's taxonomy places the organism in Eukaryota, Metazoa, Chordata, Actinopteri, Gadiformes, Gadidae. The transcript has 5 exons.